Messenger RNA from Debaryomyces hansenii CBS767, 636 nucleotides. Its product is annotated as DEHA2B02002p. The record is from RefSeq and is a predicted model, not a curated record. Lineage: Eukaryota; Fungi; Ascomycota; Pichiomycetes; Serinales; Debaryomycetaceae. Bases 1 to 636 code for a protein of 211 amino acids. The transcript has a single exon.
AUGCCGUUUAUAAUCGUACAUAAAGACCAAUACGAAUCCGAAUCCCCCAGCUUCUUUUCUAUCCAAGGACUUCAAAAUCAAUAUAGGUAUUAUCCCCUAGCAUCUGCGCAUGAAGUCUGGUCUGACUUAUCAGGAAACUCUUUUAAAAGGUGCAUCCAAGAGAACAGCUUUCUAUAUGACGAAACAGUGAAAAACCUCGAUACAGAACCAAAGUUUUCGUUCUUCGAAAACGACCUUAAACCAGUACUCUAUAAAAUGCAAUUGAAGGAACAAUUACAAAAUGAAAGAAUUGACUUUGAUUCCUACAGAGCCGGCGAGCUUGGGAAUUUAAAUACACCAGAGCUAAAGAAAUGUAUCAACGUUGGCAACACCAGCCGGAUCAACAUCCAUGAAUCUGAUUUCCAUGACUUUCGGCUGAAAUCUCUCGAGGAUUAUUCUAGUUACAGAUACGACCCAGAAAACUACAAAUCAUAUUGUCCUAAAUACUACAAUUGCUCUGAAAAAGAGACAGAAGCAUUCAAGACCUAUAUGACAGAAUGUUUCUUGUUCGACUUGAAUAACAUGUGUAUCGAUUCUGAUUUUCGUACUAAGCACUUCGAUCCUAGAUUGUCCUAUGAUCAGGUAUUUGAACCUUGA